Molecule: messenger RNA, 1709 nt
Organism: Dreissena polymorpha
Lineage: Eukaryota; Metazoa; Mollusca; Bivalvia; Myida; Dreissenidae
Product: CUB and sushi domain-containing protein 3-like
Exons: 10
Coding region: 1-1200 (399 amino acids)
Source: RefSeq, a predicted model, not a curated record
AUGGGACAGAGGGACUAUGUGCUGGUAAUUAAGACACAGGAACAGUACCAGCUGGGACAGGUUAUCACAGUGGAUGCUUUCCAACUGAAUGAUGGUGACUACAUCAUGUUUUUUGACGGUGACUCUGCUGCAGACAAGGUGCUUGGAAAGCUUUGCAAUACCUGUGAUAAUUACUUCACCGUCCAAUCCACAAAGAACACCAUGUCAAUACUGUUGCGCACUGGCAGGGAUAUUGCUUCGAACUCCAACUUCAGGAUCAAGUACCAGCAAGGCAGGAAUCCCUGCUUGUUGUAUUUUCGAAGUUCAGCUGAAUUUGGAAAGCUGUAUACUCCGGGAUUCGAUGGUAGGAUCAAUUAUCCAAACUUUGUCAAAUGUGAUUGGCACAUUGAUCUUCCUACAAAUAAAUCGAUUUCCCUAUACUUUUCAAGUGAAACACAACUGAAUGAUGCUGAUAAAAACAGAGUCAACAAUGGGGAUUUUCUGGAGAUCUAUGACAAUGGUAUGGCCCUGCACCCUGUCCCAGGGUUCAACACUGCUGCCUUACGAGAAAAAAGCCACGUAGCAUCCUCUGGAAAAGUCCAUCUGCGACUGAUUUCCUCACCUACACGCUCCGCCCGGGGUUUCUAUGCAACCUGGUCUAUUGGUUGUCCAGACCCUCAGUUUGAUGCAAACACAGUGGUAGAUCCGCCUCCAAUCAGACUGCACUACACUGCCAAUAUGACUCUCACAUGCGCUACAGGCUAUGCCUUCCACCUCCGACAGCUAGCUAACGGCCCGCCCAGUGUCAACCUCAGGUGUGGCUAUGGUGGGCAGUGGGAGGGCUUCCUGCAGACUCCACGAUGCACACCCAAAUACUGUGGAGUUGUUCCAAACAUUGAGAAUGGCUACAUAGAGUCAUCUACAGGGGCUACGUACGGAAGAACAGCCACAUACAAAUGCUUCUCUGGGUCAACGCUUCAAGGAGUUGGUACCAUCAGUUGUCAGGCAGAUGGAACCUGGAGCCAGAGACCAACAUGUGUUGCGGCAAGUUGUCCAUCUAAUGUAAAUGACUUAUCUAUUGCCAACGGAGUCGGGGUCCUCACAAAUGGAGAUGGAACCAGAAUUGGUUCCUACUACAACUACAAGUGCAAUGCUGGGGUACCAACUUGUCGGUUCCCCUGUUGUCAUCUGCCAAGAAAAUGGGACGUGGAGCCAUCCUGAACCUACAUGUACCAGACUGAAGUGCCUCCUGCCACAGAUCACCCAAGGCAGCUACAUUGGUGCCGUUGCAGGGAGCCUUUUAGACUUUGAAAACACUCUCACUGUCACAUGCAACUCUGGAUACCAGCUGGGUGCCAACUCCAUCAACACCGUGAGCUGUCAGGCUAACAGAACUCUCACUCAAUUACCCCAGUGUGUUGAUAUAGAUGAAUGCACAUCAGGUUCACCCUGCACCAAAGGGAACUGUUUGAACUCCGUCGGUUCAUUUUCAUGCUUCUGUAAUCCUGGAUAUGAACUGGAUGCAUCUUUAAGAAAUUGCAUUGACAUCAACGAGUGCCUGAGAAACAAUGCCAAUUGUGGUGGGACAUGUACCAACACUGAUGGGGGUUACAUUUGCUCCUGCAGUGACCCUUUUGUAUUGUAUGCGGCUAGUGGAACAUCCGGCCUGUUCAUUCCAUCACCGGAAAGUGGGACCAGACAUAGCGAUGUCUACUAUAUCAAUCAUACUU